Molecule: messenger RNA, 705 nt
Organism: Spirodela intermedia
Lineage: Eukaryota; Viridiplantae; Streptophyta; Magnoliopsida; Alismatales; Araceae
Source: the annotation of a GenBank genome assembly
AUGGAAGAGAAGGAGAAGAAGAAGAAGCAGAAGCAGAAGCAGAAGCAGACGCAGACGCAGACGCAGACGCAGACGCAGAGGCAAUCCAGUAGGCCGGCGCCGGAGGGGACGACAGCGCCUGCUGCGGACCCACAUUUUAAGGCGAGCGCGGACGUGAAGGGCGUGCGCUUCGGGGGGCAGUUUGUGGUGAAGCACUUCACCGUGCGCCGCGCCGGCGCCCUCGAGUUGCUCCGCCUGAUCUCGGUGGCGCCGCCGCAGCGGAGCCCGCUGCCAUUCCCGUCGACCACGGCCUACGUGCCGACCAGCUUCACCGUGCUGGCUCACGAGGCGUGGCACACGCUCACGCUGGGGCUGGGCACCCGCAAGUCGAAGGUGCUGCUCUUCGUCUUCGACUCGGAGGGCAUGAAGGCGGCCGUUGACCGGCUCUGGCCGGCGGUGAUCCCCCUCGGGGAGGUCAACCGGAAGCUCAUCCGGGGGAUCGCCGGCUGCGAGAUGGCCCGCUUCAAGUUCCGCAAGGGCGCCCUCACCUUCUACGUCUACGCCGUCCGCCGCGCCGGUGCCGCCGGGUUCCAGAGGGCCGACGACCUGCGCACCCUCCUGGAAUCGGUCGUCGCCCUGAAGGACUUCCUCGACCACACAGCAAUGCUCGCCCAGCCCAGCCAGAGGAGCAUCACCUUCAACCCCCCCGUCGCCGUCGCCCACUGA